AUGAUAGCAAUGGACGCAAUUGGAAAUCGUUCUUUUCUAUCAGGUAGUAGUGCAGAAGGUCAAACUUAUGCACGUCAUAUGGCGAAUCAAAAUAUUCAAGAUAUUGAUAUUCUUAUUCAUUGUGGCAUUAUUAAAUUAGAGAAAAAUCUUAUUCGAACUAAUGUUCCAGGAUUUGUCAGAAUAAAAUUUGAUGAUGACAUAGAAGCUACUGGUAGUAUAGUAUUUAUAGCUCAAGAUGAUGCGAAUGGUGUUCGUUGUCUAAAUGGGUUUCGACUCAAAGAAAUACAUUGUACAAAAGAAACAAAUAUCGGUGCUCCUUUAUCUUAUGUUCAUCGAUCCGGUCAGACAUCAUCUGAUGCAUCUAGUGCAGCUGCAACACAAACUUUGAACUAUGAAUCGAUUGAUAUUAGCAGAAACUUUCACAAUGCUCUUCUAGAAGUAGAACAACAACGUAAUCAAUUAAAUUUUGAUACUAUUCGAACAAACUAUGUUCUAUUCAGUAAAGGUGUAACCCAAUCCAUUGCUCAAUAUGCUAUGCCAUUAUAUCAAACACCUUCCAAUACAAUGAUGUUUGAAGAACAACAUAUCAAUGAACAAACUUUUCGUGAUCUAUUCACUCUAGUAGGUCCUGUCUAUGAUCAUAGUUUACCACAAGUAACUUUAGUUCGGAUUAAAGCUCUUCUAAAUUUUUAUGAUAAAUAUGCUUAUAUUGGUAAUCCCAAAAAUAUUAAAGAUAUGGCAGAUUAUUUUCAAUCUUGUGCUCCUACUGAUGUUGAUCUCGUUCCUUCACUUCAAUUAAAAUUUUGGCCAACAGAUAUUCAACCUUUUCUCGAACGAAUCAAAAAUAAUCGUCCACUACUUUAUCAUUUAAUUCUAGAUAAAGCAUCAAUGCAUGUCAUUCCAAAAUGGUCAACAAAAACGCCACGAUGUGAUCGAGAACUCGAAUUUCGUUAUUCAUUUUCAGCCAUUGAGUUGAUUCUUGCUCAACAACGUUCCAAUCAGGAACGUGUUUUGAAUGGUAUUGCACGAAGUAUCUAUUAUAAAUUUUUAAAAGAUCAAAAAGUAUCAACACAGAAUGUAAUACCGUCUUAUUUCAUAAAGACUACAGUAUUAUGGAUGUGUGAAACAAUGGAUUUGACUAUUGAUAAUGAAGAAACAUUGACUAAAAGAUGGCUUCAAUAUGCUAUCGAUCUGUUGAAUAAACGUUACUGUCCACAUUACAUCAUUCCUGAUUUGAAUAUACUCGAACCAUAUUCUAUCGAAUCAUUACAAAAAGCUGUCGAAAUUCUAUCACAAGUUGAUAUCAACGAAACUCAUAAAAUACAAAUGUUUUCUGCUAGUGGUCAAGAAUUUUAUCGAAACAAGUAUAAGACAAAUUUAAACUAUUUUUUAAGUCGAAUGAGAGUCAUUGAUAUUAUCAAUGCUCUAAAUGAUUAUCGACAAUUUAAAAAGAAUUGGAUCAGUUUAGAUACACAAUUGAUAAUUGAUGAUGAUGAAAUAGAUAUGAAUGAAACACUCACCAUUCUCAAUACAUUACGUGGUUUAGAUGGUGACUACGAAAAUUGGAAAAAAUUUCGACAAAUAUUUUUAAAUUGCCAACCUCCUCUACAACCAAUUUGGGGUGAAACAGUAAAUGUUGAUAGUGCUGUUGAUUUUGCGGAAGGUUUAUUUAGUAUUGGUAUAAUUCUUACAUUUAUGAAUAAAUAUGUCUCAUCAAAUAGCUUACUUCCCUUACAAGGUGCUGAAUGUAAUAUGCAAGAUUUUCAAAAUUAUCAAAAUGUAAUUCAUCAAUAUUUAGAUCCACAAAUACUUUCCAGUAGUUUACAAUCGACAUAUGCUUAUUGGUACAAUAAAUCAGUAGCCGCAUUUGAACGACGACGAUUAAUUGAUUAUCAUCCUUAUGGACCUGAAAUACAAUCAACUGAAGUCAAACAAGAAGAAAAUCGUUCAAAGAGUCUCAUUGAAUUGUGUCGAAAUGCUCCUGAUCAAAACAUGAUUUUAAGAGAUCUCUUUCUGCAAGCUUUAUUGAAUACUAUGACAGAGGAUGAACUGAUAGCACUUUCUAUUCAAAGAUCUAUUGAAGAUCAAGGCAUUUAA
Messenger RNA from Rotaria sordida, 2097 nucleotides. NCBI's taxonomy places the organism in Eukaryota, Metazoa, Rotifera, Eurotatoria, Philodinida, Philodinidae. The record is from the annotation of a GenBank genome assembly.